CGUUGCUCGGCCAGACGAUUAAGAUACUCGGACCACGAGUAUCUUGGAAAUAUCGGCUCUAAAUGGCCGGAAGAAUAUGAUAUUUAUUAUAGGGGAGCAUGAGGCUGUGAUGUCAUGAAGUGAAGUGACUCGCGAAACCACCUGAAGACGCGACACGCUUUGUCGAGGUCGAAGGACUGUAGCCCAAACCUGAGAAGGCCAAAGACUGGACUCUCACAGCUAUGUAAUAAUCUGCAAAAAUGUGCGGCAGAUACGCGCUCGCACUUCGACCAUCCCAGGUCAUGAGAUACCUGCAAGAUGAGAACAUGCAGGUAGAUGAAGCUCCAGACGACGAAGGAGAUGGUGCCCCGCGACAAUCGUACAAUUUCGCACCUGGCUACCACGGCAUCGUCUAUCGCGCAGACGUGCCAGACUAUGGAGCAGGUCCUAGACAUCACAAGAAGGGUGAGGGAGAGCCAGAGGAAGAGGAAGCGUCUGCGGAUACUGCUACAGAGCAAGACCAAGGAGAAGUCAGAUACAAGCUUCAAUCAAUGAAGUGGGGUCUCAUUCCUUUCUGGACGAAACGCAAUCCUGAUUACGGCUCCAUGAUGAAGACGAUCAAUUGUCGAGACGAUUCAUUAAUUGAGAACAAGGGCAUGUGGAAUACGAUGAAGCAGCGGAAGCGCUGUAUUGUUGUUGCUCAGGGCUUCUAUGAGUGGCUCAAGAAGGGCAAGGAGAAAAUCGCUCACUUUACCAAACGCAAAGAUGGACAAUUGAUGUAUUUUGCUGGUCUCUGGGACUGUGUUCAGUAUGAAGGCUCAGACGAGAAGCUUUAUACGUAUACAAUCAUCACUACAGACUCGAACAAGCAAUUGAAGUUCCUCCACGACCGGAUGCCUGUCAUACUCGAGAAUGGAUCUGAAGAUAUCAGGACAUGGCUUGACCCAAAAAGGCAUACAUGGUCGAAAGAGCUUCAGAAGCUACUUCGACCCUCUGAUGCAGAGCUAGAAUGCUAUCCUGUUAGCAAGGAAGUUGGCAAAGUUGGAAACAAUUCUCCCAACUUUAUCAUUCCGGUUGCAAGCAGCGAGAACAAGUCGAACAUUGCCAAUUUCUUUGCGAAGGGAGCAGCCAAAAGCGAUUCGAACGCCUCUUUUGCAUCAAAGCCCAAGGACGAAAGUCCCAAGAAGGAAAAACCUUCACCACAAAUCAAGAAAGAAGAUGGCGAGGACCGAAAGACUAUCGAUCACGACGGUUCCGAAGACCACGCUCCACUACCAAUCCCCAAGGAGGAAGUCAAGCAGGGCAUCAAGCGAGAGCUGGACGAUAUCCCAGAUGCAGAGGAGCAGCCGAAGAAGGUGUCAAGGACGUCAGUAAGUCCAUCGAAGCCGUCUCCGUCACCAACAAAGCCGACACGCAAGACGAGAAGUGCGACAAGUAAUAAUACUGCAAGUCCGUCAAAACCAAGCAGCAAGGAUAAGGGUAGUCAGAAGAUCACGAGUUUCUUUGGUAAAUAGGAUCCGUAUGCUGUCGCUAGCUGGUGUUGUGGCGUAAUGGAGCUAUAGUCUAGUGUAUGAACAUAUGUCCAUGAAUGUCAAGAGGAUCUUUUGAGAUGACAUGCUCUCGUUGCUAUAAGCUUUCCUAAAUCUAAGGGUGCGCCUGGAAUUCCAUCUUUCCUUCAGAUUAAUAUGUCGAGUAUGCCAUUGUGUCUAUGCCUUUGUUGGUGCAAUUUCAUAUUACCCUUGUAGCGUUGAGUCAAAGCUGGCUGAUUUUCUAAAGUAAAUGCUUUUACUUUCUGCUUUCUUAUAUCUACAAUAGCAGGACUAUAUACAUUUCGAGAUUAAGGGAACAAUAUCACUUAUUUCUGCCGCU
Molecule: messenger RNA, 1848 nt
Organism: Mollisia scopiformis
Lineage: Eukaryota; Fungi; Ascomycota; Leotiomycetes; Helotiales; Mollisiaceae
Product: DUF159-domain-containing protein
Exons: 3
Coding region: 240-1493 (417 amino acids)
Biological process (GO): DNA damage response
Molecular function (GO): single-stranded DNA binding
Source: RefSeq, a predicted model, not a curated record